UGAAUGCUACACAUUGUUUUAAUACCAAUCAUUGUAUGAGCACCAAAAAAAAAAAAAUCGAAUAGAGAAAAAGAAAUUCGUUUGUGAUAUUCGAUCCAAUUAACGAAAAAUGGAUUCAAAAAUGGAGCUUGUGAAGCCAGUUGAUUUAGAAUGUAUCGAUUUACAGCGAUAUCUUAAAAGUAAACCAACAACUGUGAUCGAAUCAUUGUACAAUCAUCCCAGUAUUUGUUUGGCUGUUUAUCGUGAAUUACCCGAAAUCGCUCGUCAAUUUGUAAUUCGAAUUCUAUUUGUCGAGCAACCGGUGCCUCAGGCCGUAAUUGCAUCAUGGACCUCACAACUGCAUUCAAAAGAACAUUCAGCCGCAACAAGUACACUAACCGAUUUGGUUAUUUGGCGUUCCGUUGCAAUUCAGGGUGGACUACCGGCAUGGGAACUAAUGCCAACAUUCAAAAAGAAUUUAAAGAUUGCCUUGUUGGGUGGCGGACGACCGUGGAACAUGUCAAACACAUUGGAUCCGGAUGCAAAAGCACGUGAUAUUCAAUUUUUGGACAAUUAUGCGAUGAGCCGAUGGCGUUGUGUUUUGCACUAUAUGGUCGGUGCGAGCGGAGCACUCAAAGAUACAGAACUGGAAGGUAUUUCAGCGGACGCGGUUCGAAUAUUGCUGAGUGCAAAUCUGAUGAAACGAGACGAUACGGAUGGCGUACCAGUGAUUACACGACAAGGUUUUCAAUUUUUAUUGCUCGACACACAAUCUCAAGUAUGGUAUUUUAUGCUUCAAUAUUUAGAUACGUGUGAACAAAGAAAGCUCAAUUUGUCCGAAUGUUUAUCGAUGUUGUUUCAAUUGAGCUUCUCAACACUGGGCCGUGACUAUAGCACAGAGGGUAUGUCAGAAAGUUUAUUAGUAUUUUUACAACAUUUGCGAGAAUUUGGAUUAGUUUAUCAACGGAAACGAAAGGCGGGCCGGUUCUAUCCAACAAGGUUGGCAUUAAAUAUAUCAAGUAAGCAAUCGGCUGUGGCGGCCAUCACAUCCGAAAACGAAUGCGCUCAGGAGAGAUGUAACAUUAUUGUCGAAACAAAUUACCGAGUUUAUGCAUACACAGAUUCAAAUCUUCAAGUUGCUCUGCUCGGCCUAUUCACCGAAUUAUUGUAUCGCUUUCCGAAUUUGGUGGUUGGAGUUCUGACGCGAGAUAGCAUCCGACAAGCAUUCCGUGGCGGUAUCACAGCAGAUCAGAUUAUUUCGUAUUUAGAACAACAUGCCCAUCCAACGAUGCUGUCAAAUGAAAGUACAAGCAUAAAAACAGCAUCGCUGCUACCACCAACGAUUGUCGACCAAAUAAAAUUGUGGGAAAAUGAACGUAAUCGAUUCACAUACACCGAAGGCGUAGCGUACAAUCAGUUCCUAUCACAAAGUGAUUUCAUCUCGCUGCGCGACUAUGCACAAUCCAUCAACGUAUUAAUGUGGCAUAAUGAACGAACACGCACAAUGGUCGUGACGAAAAAUGGACACGAAGAUGUGAAAAAGUUUUGGAAACGCUAUCAAAAAGGCAGCUCAUAAGUGAAACAUGAAAUGACACAUUUAUUACGUUAGAUUUAAGGGCUUUUUUUUCAUGUAUCCGCUCGGAUUUUUUUUUUCUUCUUUUGAUUUUCUUGAAAUUUACACUUGUUGAUAGACUAUUAGAAAAUAAAUUUGAAAAUUGAAUUGUUAACGUCGCAUAGCAAAUUAAAAACGUUUAUGAUGAUUCAAAAGGUA
Molecule: messenger RNA, 1750 nt
Organism: Contarinia nasturtii (swede midge)
Lineage: Eukaryota; Metazoa; Arthropoda; Insecta; Diptera; Cecidomyiidae
Gene: mrn
Product: general transcription factor IIH subunit 4
Exons: 1
Coding region: 110-1555 (481 amino acids)
Biological process (GO): nucleotide-excision repair
Cellular component (GO): transcription factor TFIIH core complex; transcription factor TFIIH holo complex
Molecular function (GO): ATPase activator activity; double-stranded DNA binding
Source: RefSeq, a predicted model, not a curated record